Messenger RNA from Trichomonas vaginalis G3, 2142 nucleotides. RefSeq names its product ribonuclease inhibitor domain-containing protein. Gene Ontology annotation, cellular component: plasma membrane; lamellipodium. Gene Ontology annotation, biological process: regulation of Arp2/3 complex-mediated actin nucleation; cell migration. The transcript has a single exon. Lineage: Eukaryota; Parabasalia; Trichomonadida; Trichomonadidae. Bases 1 to 2142 code for a protein of 713 amino acids. The record is from RefSeq and is a predicted model, not a curated record.
AUGCUGAAUAAAUCGAUCUGGCAGAAGGUAUCAAAACUAAAAGAGUUUUCAAAGUCUCCGGAGCCACUUUGCUGCCUUGAAGUCCAAAAGAUAGGCAAAUCAAAAACUUCCCCUGUAACUGUAGUUGUCGAUGAUUAUAAUAUUUAUUUACUUACAAAACACAUUUUCAAAGGCAAUCUUAACGUCACUCACACAAUAAAGUUCACAGAUUUGAAACAGGUCGUCUUGCAUGAUGAAAGCAAGCUUACUCUUGGUUCAGUUCAAAAAAGUGUUACUCUAAACUCAGAAUACGCUAAAUUUAUCUUCAAAAGAAUUGUCGCACAAGUCAAAUCAAUGCUUCUCCCUUCCGAAAUGCCAACAAUCGAAGAUCGUCAGCGUAUUUGCGGAGAAAUCGAACCAGCUGGCAAUUCAUUUUUACUCCGAUUUGGAUUACUCACACAGAAGCCAAAUCCACAACCAAACAACCAAUUCUAUCAGGAUCUUGAAGAAGCUUACAUUUAUCCGACAAAACAAGGAGAACUAGAUCUGACAUUACUUACAGAUGCAGCUCCAUUCAUGAAAACACUUUUGGAUUCAUUGCAUGCCGAUCCUACCAUUAAUUCUGUUAUUAUUCCAAAGAAUCAUCAUAAUGCAACAUUUUGGAAGACAGUUUCUAAAUUCCUGAGAACAAAUUCAACAAUUGAAUCAAUCAUUACAGAAGAUGGCGUUGAUAACGACUUCCAAUGUGUCAUUGAAGCUUUAUCCGCAAAUCCAAAGUCAAAACUUCGUUCCCUCAUCUUCCUUGACAGUUCAACCCUUACUAAAGACCUUUCAGUUGUUAUUGCCUCCACUUUCUCAAUCCGACCAAUUAAAUGUAUCGGAUUUUACGGAGGAAUGCAGAACAACUGCUUCGAAGCCUUCGUACAAGAAGCAAACCGAUAUCCUUUCUUUGAAUCCGCUACAAGGCUCGAAUUGGACUCAAUUUCAAAGGGAAAUCCAAUUCCGACGAUUCUUAAGAUGAAAUGGCUCCAAGAGAUUCGUAUCCUUGCCUGCCAGAUCAACGUCAACGAUAUCAUGCACAUGGCCUCAGAACUCAAAUCUUUGAAGUCAGUUCACGUAACAAAUCUGAAAUCGACCGAUAAAAUUGACAGUUACGAAAUUCCAAAUACACUAGAACAACUCUCGAUUACGGAAUGCAAAUUUAGCAAGAAUUCUUUGUCUAGUCUUUGGGCGAAUAUCAUGAAACAUCAUCCGACAUCAAACGCCUUCGAUUUCAUACUUAACUCUAUCAAGGCCGACUUCGACGAUUUAUUCUACGUAAUGAAUACCGCUGGAUUCUCUCCUUACUUGAAGAGUUUCACAUGGAAGAAGAACCAGACAGAUUCAGAGUUUUUCAAGGCCAUUUCGGACUUCCCCAACCUCGAAAUCGUCAAUUUAACGCAGUCUCUUAAUACAAAAGCGCUUGAUGCUUGUGCAAAUUUCAUAUUCAGGUGCACGAGCCUCAAGAGACUUAUAAUUGACGGCCGAAAGAAGAAAGCAUUAGGCAAUGAUAUCAUUCCUCUCUUCAAACUCCUUGGAAGAGGAAAUACGAAUUUUGAAUACGUAUCUUGCCAGCAACAAGACUUAACUGACGAGAGUUUACCAGAUAUUGCAGAUUUCCUAUUCGAAAACAAGAAGAUUUCAUCUGCAAAUUUCGAAAAUAAUAAUUUUUCGAAUGUAAACUCAAUCAAGUCAUUCUAUGAGAAGAUUAUGCAUCGUGGAACACCUCUUUCCAUGCCAUUCCCAUCACAUCUCAUCAAGAAAUUGCAAAAGAAGAAUUUAAUUUCAGAUGACGACAUUUCUUACAUCAAAGAGUGCCACAACCAGAUGGAAGCUGGCACAAACAACGCUGUCGAGACAAUUGGCCUUGUACAGUCACGAGAUGACGAAUACGACCGAAUUUCUGUUUCACAGGACGUCAUCAUGGAUCUUCAAGAAGAAGUUGUUGUUCAGAAGGCUACUAUUGUCAUGCCAGAAGGGGAUCCAGUUGAUAACUUGAAGGACGAAAGCGACUGGACACUUAUGACAGUUCCUAUUCCCGCUCCAGACAAUUCACAGCCUCUGAAAGAGAUUGCAGCUUCAUAUUCAUUUGAACAGAUUUAUUCUGCUUUUAUUGCAGUUUAA